UUUUUAUUAUAGCAACAUUGUUUUUAACGAGUAAGCAGUGAAUACGUGUUGAAAUUCUUACCGGUGUUCGUUGAGUCAUGGAGUUUUAGUGACGUUUUUAUCGUAAAUUGUGAUAAUUAUUAUAAGAUAGUACGUUCCUAAUUAUCAACAGUUUUAACAUUGGUGUUGUGUUAGCCGCACGAGGCAUUUCAAGAUUAGAUCGAUAAUUUUAAAAACAAAAGCGAAUUUGAAGACAAAAUGAAGCUCUCCUUACUCCUCCUCUGCGGUCUGCUGCCGUUCAUCAGGACAGAAGAGAACCCGUUCCUGGACCUGGCUUCCUCCUUCAUCCAGAACAUGGGGGAUGGGGGUGACGGCAUGGGGGCGCUCGGCAGCAUCGUGGGCUCGCUGAUGCAGGGGCAAGAUGGAGGGAAUGCUGGAGAUGUUCUGUCAGGAAUCGGCAGCCUACUCAGCGGGCAAGACGGCAAAAUCGACCCCGCCAUGAUCGGCUCAAUGAUCUCCAUGUUCGCCCAGAUGAACUCUAAUGAACCCAAGCAACGCCAGAAACGCGAAAACAACGAGAAACCAGAGAUGAACCUCGAUAGCAUCCUUAGCAUGGCUUCCAGUCUCCUAGGCAACAAGAAUGUGGCGUCCCUGCUGCCGGUAGUCAUGAAUACGCUGAAUACACUGUCGAACCCGGAUAAUAAGGAGUUGGCUGAUGGACAUAAAGAUCAUGCUGACUUCUUACCGCCUUUCUUGGAGAAACUGCAUCUUUAUUGGGAUCUAUUCACUGAGUCUGAAUUGGGAAAAGUGAUCUGGGAGAAAUCAGGCCUGAAGCGGGCCCUGAAAGCCUUCACCGGUCCCGACGGCAGCCUGAGCUUCGAGCUGAUGAUGAAGAACUUCGAGAACCACUCCUUCAGGAGGCACUGGAUCAAGGCGGCCGCGAGAUACUUGACCGAUCUGGUGAUGCAGAUCGCGAAGCCUGAGGUUUAUCAGAGGUACAUCGGCGCCGCCGAGUACAUCAUCAACAGCUUCCUGGACGCGCAGGGCCUGCCGCGCAGCACCCACUUCAACGUGAAGACCCCGGAGAAGUCCAUCACGGUGCUCCUCAACUUCGUGCUGAAGAGGUACCUCAACGUCGACGCCGAUGUAUCGUCGUACGUCAAACCCGCCGUGGAUUACUUGAAGCAAACCCUGAAGAUGGCUCAAGCGACCUCCGCCAGUCUGACCAGCCGCGGGGACUACAAUGCUCUCGCGGACCGCGUGACAGACACACUCAAUUUGGAGAUCAUUGAACCAGUGCUGAGGGUCUACAGAGCUUACAAGCAUUCUGUGGCUGCACCGCACUGCCAGGAGCAUCUGAUGUGUUUGGUUAACAGGCACCAUGACCAGGACAAGCAAGGACUACCCGGCUUCAAGGCAGGCCUUACAAAGGUAGCCAGUAUGGCGGCGUCGGCCGCGCUGAGCUUCCAAAAUGGAAAAGGAUUCUGGGAUCUUUACAACGCGAUCCAAAGCGAUGUUAACUGUGAGGCAAAGUACCCCGCAGACUGUGCUUCGUUCCACGAACACGAACUGAAGGUCACCACAGAAGUAUACCACAGUGAAUUAUAAACUAAUUUUAUAAGUGGCAACACUCGCCGUCCAAGCUUAUCGAAUUUAAACCUUAUUGAAUAGGACAAGAGUCGAUAAUCGAUUGCGAGUUUUAGAUUUUUUUUAUUUAGUACAGGGAACAGUGAAUUGAGAUUGAGAUCUAUAGGUACAUAAUAUAUAAAUAAUAAUAUUUAUUAUUAUUUUAAUAAUUUAAAUCAUAAUAUAUUUUGGAAAUGUAGUUUUGCAAUGUAAAGUAAUAUUUAUGGUAGAUUUUACGUACGGUUACAUAAGUUACUCGAAGAAAUUUCACAUUCUACCUACAAAUCCUAAUUUUAAUAUGUGACGGAAGCAUUUUAUUAUGUGACUGAAAUAAAUAGAUUUAAUUUAUGUAAGUAAAGCCUAACAAGUUCCUUUUUAGCCCUCGCCACGUUGCGGAUUUUCGAUGGAACUAAUUUAUUUUAAUGGCAAUUAUUUUGUUUGACAUCCGACAUUGAAAGUCAUUGAAUGUCACCGAUGUAAACAAAUCGAAAAUGAUUGUAAAUAUUUCAGGAUAAUAAUAGAUUUUGCAAUCAAAAUGCCCAAAAAAAUUCACACCGAUGCUAAACAAAUAAUUUUAAAUACAUUAAAAUACUUGCGACAGAAAAAGGAUACGGGAUUCAGUAGCAUUCCAUUAAACAAUGUUGUGAAAUUAUUUGUUGACAUGACGGGUACUGAUUUUCAUAGUGAGUUUGUAAUAAACUGGUUAGUUUUGUACUAAAUAUGAAUAUUAAUUAUUAAAUUAUUAUUUUUCUCAUUUAAGGCGUCUUUAGUGCUAUAAUCAAAAAUAUUUAUUAUAAGAAUGAGCCAUUACCACCACGAGUGACUGAAUCUGGUAAAUAUAUAUACGGAGGUCGAAUAUUUAGAAUCAAAUUAUGGCGGAUAGGUAAAUUAUUCAUACUUAAUUAUCAACUAAACAUGCUCUUUCGAUUGGGUUUCGAUUGGGAAACAUACUUCUACAACUCACAUGUACAUAAUUGUAUACCUCACUCGCUCUUGCACGAUGCCAAUACACACUGUCCCGACUAUUCAUGACGUACACGUAUUGUUGCUAUAUGUAAGCUGUUUGUAGCGACAUUAUAUCAGGGCUAAAAAAGAACUUGUCAGGCUAUACUUAGUUUUAAAGUACUUAAGGGUAAAUUAUAUUUUUGCUGGACAUUGGUGCUAGAAUAUCGCAUAAUUUCCCUUUUAUGACUCUUAUUUAAGAAAUAACUUUAGACAUUUUUAGACUUGUUUUUCUCCUUUAAUAUCUCUGCUCAGACAUUACUUUUUAAAGCAUUUGCCUGGAUAAAGACAAAAUAUAAACAUUUUAGGUAAUUUCGCUCAAUUCAAAAAAAUCUUCUCAUUUUUAACUUUUUCUGAAGCUUUGUUCUCAUCUUUAUGGCGACUUUCUUAUCUGUUUUAUUAAUCUUAAUUAUUGAGUAUUAAACUAAAUGGUCAAUCAACUUUUUGUUGAUGUUAUUCUAUUUCGUCGUCUCGUGGAAAAAAAUGUAAUGUUAAGAAAAAUUGUUAUUUGUGGCGUUCCACCCUUUAGGGUCGUUAAGCUUCAAGUGCUAUUUCCUAAGGAUAUUUCCAUCUGAAAUACCAAAAGAAUUUCUAAUAAAAAGGUCCUAUUUGCAGGUGAAGCAUAAGGACCUUACUCUGAUGGAUAUACAAUAUUUUUAUAUAACUUAUAUACCUUAAAAAAAGUAUAAUUUCUGUAAAAAUUUGCUUAUAUGACUCAAUUUUUA
Messenger RNA from Cydia fagiglandana, 3332 nucleotides. RefSeq lists its product as uncharacterized. The record is from RefSeq and is a predicted model, not a curated record. Bases 238 to 1587 code for a protein of 449 amino acids. Lineage: Eukaryota; Metazoa; Arthropoda; Insecta; Lepidoptera; Tortricidae. The transcript is spliced from 8 exons.